CCUCUCCGUAUCUUCUUGACCGAGAACGGUGGAUCUCACGAGGAGGUUUUCGCUGCCUUGAUCUACGCUUUCGCUCAGCUCCCCAACUCGUACAUUUACGAAUACCUUUUCCGACCCCGAUUCAACAUUUUCGCCGUUCUCAAGACCUUUGGCCUUACCAACUUGGCCAAGCCCCGAGGAUCUACUUCGAUGAAGUUCGAUGCGAUGAACCCCAUUCCCGACGUCAUUCUCGGAACCACUUGCGAGUUUGAUAUCCGUCGCUUGAAGAACCAGUUCACCACCAUGCGCGAUGCUGGCUCGUACCUUUUCUGCACCGUCCACCACGGUGACAGAUGGCACAAGGACUCGUUCUACCACUUCUACACUGACAUCAUUCCCUGGAUUGAGUCGAAGCAGAUCACCUUCAUCUUCCUGUCUGGCCACACUAAGCGCUUCAUGGAGGACAAGGUCAUCCCCUCGUGGGCCCCCGAGCAUCAGUUCAUCAAGGACAACUUCAGAGUCUUUGUCCCUGUCUUCCCCGUUCCUAUCCACACCAAGAAGGAGUUGUCGUUCAGUCUGCAGGGUAACUACGAGUCUGAGCGUCGCGACUACAAGUCUAUCUUCACUCAGUUCGAGUCGUUCGGCAAGAAGAACCCCGAGAACGAGCGUCUGCAGCAGUUGCGUAUGCACUUGAUUGGUCACGGCAAGCAUCCCGAGGUCCCGGCUUCGAUCAAGAGCCGUGUCGAGUUCAACGAGGGUCUCGAGUUUGCCGAGUUCUACAAGAUUUUGUCCGACUCGUUUGCUUUGCUUCCUGCUUUCGCCAACGACGAAUACUAUGACAGAAAGGCGUCGAGUUCCGUUCCUGCUAGUUUGAUUGCCGGUGUUCCGAUCGUUGGUAAGAAGCGUCUGCUAAAGACCUACGAUUACCUUACCGAGGACUCCAUCUGGCUCCAGAACGACAACGAGGCCGAUCUCGACGUUAUCGAGAGAAUCCUCGAGCUUCCCGAGGGCAAGAUCGAGGAGCAGAAGGCCCGAACACGCCAGCGGAAUAAGGAGGUUGUCCAGGAAAACAUUGGAAAGGCGCUCACGUGGUGCAAGGAGAUCAGCUACACUGUCAAGAGAACCGGCGACGAGGUCGUCAAGGCCGGCUGGACUUGGGAGUGGUAA
This is a messenger RNA of Myxozyma melibiosi, 1146 nucleotides long. RefSeq lists its product as uncharacterized. The record is from RefSeq and is a predicted model, not a curated record. Lineage: Eukaryota; Fungi; Ascomycota; Lipomycetes; Lipomycetales; Lipomycetaceae. The annotation marks the transcript as partial. The transcript has a single exon.